CUACGUUUAUAGGGAUGUCAAAUUGACGCAAAAGCGCAUUUAAAUGUCUCACACUCUACUUUAUAACCCCUUCCGCCAUUACUGCGUUUUCCCACUCGUUCAGUUUCGGCAUACCCUUUCGUCCGCCGUGCACCGUCAAUUUAUCGGCAGCACUAACUUUUGUAGGAACAAUACUAAUCGGAUCUCAGCAUUUACUUCCAUGUCUCAACGCCCUAACUUCCACGGCGGCCGUCGAGGCGGUGGAGGACGCGGAGGCGGCCGUGGCGGUGGAGGAAGAGGCGGAGGUCGUGGUGGCGGAGGUGAGCAGCGAUGGUGGGAUCCUGUUUGGAGAGCUGAGCGUCUGCGUCAGCAAGCCGCUGAGAAAGACGUAUUGGAUCAGAAUGAAUGGUGGGGAAAAUUGGAACAAAUGAAGAGAGGAGGAGAGCAGGAGAUGGUAAUAAGGCGACACUUCAGUAGAGAUGAUCAGCAAGUCUUUGGUGAUAUGGCUAAUCAGUUGGGUCUUUACUUCCAUGCAUAUAAUAAAGGGAAGGCACUCGUUGUGAGCAAAGUUCCAUUGCCUAAUUAUCGUGCAGAUCUUGACGAACAGCAUGGCUCCACUACGAAAGAGAUAAAGAUGUCCACGGAAACCGAGGAAAGAGUUGGAAAUUUAUUGAACAGUUCCAAUGGAACUAAAUUAGUCGAGAGCAAGCCUUCUACAUCCUCUCAGAACGCAACAUUAAAACGAAAACCAGUUGAGGUCGGCACAUCACAGUUGGAGAUUGAUGCUGCCUCCGAGGGACUUAGUAUUGAACUGAAACAGAAACAGGAAAAAAUGAGGGAAGGGGAUAGUGUAAAGGCAAUGCUAGCAUUUAGAGAGAAGCUGCCGGCGUUCAAAGUAAAAGCAGACUUUUUGAAAGCUGUUGCAGAAAAUCAGGUUCUGGUAGUAUCAGGAGAGACUGGUUGUGGCAAAACCACACAGCUUCCGCAAUUCAUCCUAGAAGAGGAGAUAUCAUCUCUGCGAGGUGCUAGUUGUAGUAUGAUAUGCACGCAGCCUCGAAGAAUAUCGGCAAUAUCCGUUGCAGCUCGAAUAUCGUCUGAAAGAGGAGAGAAGAUUGGUGAAACUGUAGGUUAUCAGAUUCGUCUGGAAUCAAAACGGUCUGCUCAAACAAGAUUGCUAUUUUGCACCACAGGGGUUUUACUUCGGCAGCUGGUGCAGGACCCAUAUUUAACAGGAAUUACUCACUUGCUGGUGGAUGAAAUUCAUGAAAGAGGCAUGAAUGAGGACUUCCUAUUGAUAAUAUUGCGAGACGUCCUUCCUCGCCGUCCCGACCUUCGUCUUAUCCUUAUGAGUGCCACCAUAAAUGCUGAUCUAUUCUCGAAAUACUUCGCAAAUGCUCCAACCAUUCAUAUCCCUGGAUUGACAUUUCCAGUGAAAGAAUUUUAUUUGGAAGAUGUCUUAGAGAAAACUCGGUAUGCUAUCCAAUCAGAGUAUGAAAGUUUUCCAGGAAACUCAAGAAGAGGUCGGCGACAACAGGAUACCCAAAAAGAUCCUCUGACAGAAUUAUUUGAGGAUGCAGACAUUGAUGCUCUCUACAAAGGAUAUAGUACAGGCACUAGGCGAUCUCUUGAGGCUUGGUCUGGUUCUCAGUUGGAUUUGGGCCUUGUUGAAUCAACUAUCGAGCAUAUAUGUCGCAAUGAAGGUAGUGGAGCAAUUCUUGUUUUCCUCACUGGAUGGGAUGAUAUUUCAAAGCUCCUUGAUAAACUUAAAGCAAAUGUCAUUCUUGGAGACCCAAAUAAGGUCUUACUUCUUCCCGUUCAUGGUUCAAUGCCAACAAUCAAUCAGCGCGAAAUUUUUGAUCGGCCACCCCCAAAUGUUAGAAAGAUUGUGUUAGCUACAAACAUUGCCGAGAGUAGUAUCACCAUAGAUGAUGUUGUGUACGUUGUAGACUGUGGAAAGGCAAAGGAGACUAGUUACGAUGCUCUUAAUAAGUUGGCUUGUCUUUUACCUUCAUGGAUUUCCAAGGCAUCUGCACACCAGAGACGUGGUCGUGCAGGUCGUGUACAACCAGGGGUUUGCUACAGGCUUUAUCCUAAAAUGAUCCACGAUGCUAUGCCUCAGUAUCAACUGCCUGAAAUGCUUCGAACACCUCUGCAAGAGCUAUGCCUGCAUAUAAAGAGUUUGGAUCUUGGAGCAAUUAGUACAUUUUUGGCUAAGGCACUUCAACCACCCGAUGCUCUCUCUGUAGAAAAUGCCAUUGAGCUACUCAAAACUAUCGGUGCCCUUGAUGAUAGAGAAGAGCUGACUCCUCUUGGGCGUCAUCUCUGCACUUUACCUUUGGACCCGAAUAUUGGAAAGAUGCUUCUCAUGGGUUCUAUUUUCCAAUGCCUUGACCCUGCACUAACCAUAGCUGCUUCUCUUGCACAUCGCAACCCAUUUGUUCUUCCAAUUAACAGGAAAGAGGAAGCAGAUGAUGCAAAAAGAUCCUUUGCCGGUGAUUCAUGCAGUGACCACGUUGCUCUUGUUAAAGCAUUUGAAGGAUGGAAAGAUGCUAAACUCAAUAGAAAUGAGAAAGCCUUCUGCUGGGAAAAUUUUCUGUCACCAGUAACUAUGCAAAUGAUUGGAGAUAUGAGAAAUCAGUUUGUUGAUUUACUGGCAGGGAUUGGUUUUGUCGAUAAAUCCCGUGGUGCCAAAGCAUAUAAUGAGUACGGUGAUGAUUUGGAGAUGGUGUGUGCAAUACUGUGUGCCGGACUGUACCCAAACGUUGCGCAGUGCAAAAGAAGGGGAAAACGAACAGCUCUAUACACUAGAGAAGUCGGAAAAGUCGACAUUCAUCCAGGAUCUGUCAAUGCUGGUGUUCAUCUUUUCCCACUUCCUUACAUGGUAUACAGCGAAAAGGUCAAAACCAGUAGCAUAUAUAUAAGAGACUCGACUAGUAUAUCGGAUUACGCUCUGCUCAUGUUUGGUGGGAAUCUUAUUCCAAGCAAAACUGGAGAUGGUAUCGAAAUGCUUGGCGGAUACCUUCAUUUUUCUGCAUCGAAGACCGUUUUGGACUUGAUACGGAAGUUGCGAGGGGAGCUGGACAAGCUUCUAACAAGGAAGAUCAAGGAGCCAGGAGUAGAUGUUACGGUAGAAAGUAAGGGUGUUGUUGCAGCUUUAAUAGAGCUGUUGCAUAGUCAAAAUGUGCGCUGCAUGUGAUUUUGCAUCCUGCAUACAUACAUACAACAUCAUAUCAUGCAUUCAACUCUUAUUUUCCCGGUUCAUUUUUAUUUAUUUAUUUAAAAUUUAUUGUAAUAUUAUAUAAUAUAUAAUAUAACAAAUUAACAAUGACGAGUUUGGUCUUAUCCAUGUUUGAGAGUUUCAAAUCUUGGACACUUUGAAUAGUUUAUUAUAAUAACUUCUACAUUUGAAUA
Molecule: messenger RNA, 3390 nt
Organism: Erythranthe guttata (spotted monkey flower)
Lineage: Eukaryota; Viridiplantae; Streptophyta; Magnoliopsida; Lamiales; Phrymaceae
Product: RNA helicase family protein
Cellular component (GO): intracellular anatomical structure; nucleus
Molecular function (GO): RNA binding; helicase activity; ATP binding
Source: RefSeq, a predicted model, not a curated record